AUGUACUAUUCGCUAUCAUUCUUAACGAAUUACUCCAUCAAUCGAUCCUCCAUACCUUUAGGUAUUGCGCUUAGUGCCGUUCAUUAUGGCCAAAUUGUUAUGCAGUUACCUGGAGGAUGGCUAGUUACACGAAUAGGUGGAUGGAAAGUUUUGUUAAUUGGCAUAUUUUUGAGUUCAUUAUCGACCAUCUUUCAACCAUUGGCGGCAAUGUAUAAUUUUACAUUAUUCGUAGUCUUACGAGUAUUUGCGGGCCUCUGUCAGACUCCUUUCCAUGCUGCUGUGAAUGAUCUAUGGAGUCGGUGGGCUUCUCCUCAAGAAAUAACACGUUUCUCGGUAGCUCCAGCAAUAGGAGAAACGAUAGGAUCAUUUAUGACCAUCUAUUUUUCUGGAUAUGUGCUGUAUUAUUUUAGCUGGCCUACCGUGUUUUAUAUUUGCGGUGCUACAGGAAUAAUUUGGACCAUGAUCUGGUGCAUGUUCUUUACAAACUCACCAAGUAUACAUACAUUUAUUUCUUAUGAUGAAGCCGAAUACAUCCAAACCACGAUUGAAGAUAAGCAAGGACCAUUGGGAUAUCAGAUACCCUGGAGCUCCAUUUUGUGCUCAAGACCUAUCUGGGCUCUUGCACUGGGAAGCUUUGGUUUAGGCUGGCUUAAUAGUAUGCUGAUAGCAUACUUUCCUAUACUAUUUUAUAUUUUAUACGACAAAAAAAUUUAUUCGAUUGGAUUACUAUCAUGCAUACCAUUCUUUCUCCAUGCAGUUUUCAUGUUACUAUUUAGCAUAUUAGCUGAUAAAUUAAUUCAGAAUCACUUCUCUAAGACCGCUACCAGGAACGCGUUUCUAUUGUUAGGCUCCAUUGUGCCCGCUGGUAGUCUAAUGUUGAUGACCUAUAGCAGUGAUCAAGGUAUCCUUAUUACAGCCUUGUACCUUAUCGUUAUUAUCGAAGCAGCAAUGUAUUGCACAAUCAUGGCCAAUCCACUUGAUAUAGCACCAAUCCAUGUUGGAAUUAUUACGGCUUUUAUUGACAUUUUCAGUAGCUUAGCAUCGGCUAUAAGUCCACUAAUAGCUGGUUUUAUUAUAGAACCUGAGAACAUACACAGUUGGCAUACUGUUUUCUAUGAAGUUGGAGCAGUUUUAACGGCAUGCAGCCUCAUUUACCUAAUGUAUAGUUCAGCUGAAAUCCAGCCAUGGGCAGUAUAUAGCCUUAGCAAAGAUCUUACCAUUUAUAGGACCUUAAAUUCAGAUGAAGAAACUGAAGAAACGCCAAUUUCAAGCAUAUUUAAUGAUUGA
Messenger RNA from Trichoplax adhaerens, 1287 nucleotides. RefSeq lists its product as uncharacterized. The record is from RefSeq and is a predicted model, not a curated record. Lineage: Eukaryota; Metazoa; Placozoa; Uniplacotomia; Trichoplacea; Trichoplacidae. Gene Ontology annotation, molecular function: transmembrane transporter activity. Gene Ontology annotation, biological process: monoatomic anion transport; transmembrane transport. The transcript is spliced from 8 exons. The coding region runs from base 1 to 1287 and encodes 428 amino acids.